GAUGGCGGCCGCCAGUCAGAUGUUCUUGCUCUCUUUGUUUAUGUUACUCACGUUCCGUUAUGGGGACACAAAGACACCUUUAAUAAGCGUAAUCGAGGCAUUAGAAAAGUUAGUGUUGUUUUAUAAAAAUAGUUAUCAAGACUUUAACGUGGAUGGACUGUUUGGAUUGCGUGUUGUGGAAGGUCAGGUACAGCUCCUCCUGAAUGAAUACAACCAGGGUCAACACCAGCAUAUCAGCCCUGAUGUCCUGGAGCGACUCCGCCACCUAGUAAGGGAGGCAACUCAGGUCAGCAACCAGGCCUUGGAGUAUGUGAGGAAAGAUGACGAGACUUACUACAAUAAUUUCAAGUUUAUUGUGGGUACACCAUGGUCGAUAUAUCGGAAACAUCGCGGCAUUGAUCCCAAACUCAAGUGGUUACCAGAAGUCUACAAGGCACAGAAAAAUGCCAACCUGGACGAGGAGGUGAGUGACCAGUGUAUGGGUGAGCUCACAGGGGCCAGUCACAAGUAUGGUCGGUCUUGCGUCAUCAGCGACCAGUGUGUUAAGACCAUGACGCUGCGUGGACUGACGGAGUACGGCCUCACUCACCAGAUCCUCUGGACGAUGGUAGCAGAGAAGGCUGGGUGUCUCCAGGAGAUGAAGAAGGUCAUCCAGGAUCAGGGUUUCCCCGAUGUGGAGACCCUGCAGCUGGAGUUCUGCACCAACAACUACUACGAGAUGCUGGCUGUUGUCCACAUCUACAUGAAGGGGGUCAUCAGGAAUGAGUACCAGGACCUCUUUCUGGAGCAGCAGUUUGUGUGCCCCAACAUUGGCUUCUACGAGCACCUGACACACGACUACCUCCAGCAGGUGCUCUCAUGGCAGAUGGAGUCUGGUUGCUAUGGUGACUCGGCCCGUGGCAAAAAGAAGAAGAAGAAAUAUAAACAUGCUGAGGACCAGUUCAACCGCACAGAGUACCAGCUCAUUAAUGCAAACAUGGCCGAUAAGUCGCACAAGUUGCUAUACAAUAAUCAAAAAAAUGUGGUCAAAAUGAAUGCUGCUUUACCUAAUGGCAUGAGGGCCAAAAAGUUAAAUGGGAACCAAUCAAAUUACCAGUCAAAGAAGAGCAGGUUGAAUAAUGCACAGAAAGUGAAUCCACUUAUAUUUCAUCAGAAGGCACAGGCAGCCAGGGUAAAGCCUUUGCCAGGCAAUACAGGAAAUAUUUCAAAACAACACCCUCUGAAACAAAGUGAUAUGGAGAAUACCGUGAGCAAAGUUCAACGUAGCAUGGCUGUUGGCAAUGGCUUUAAUCAACCAAAUCAAGAUCAGCCACUAAAGGUAGCAAAUAACUUGAACUUUAAACUAAACCAGCUCCAAGUGAACAUUCCCAAAGCUUUGAUUGGUCGGACUGCAGGGAGACAACUCUCAUAUGUACAAUCUCGGGGACCACAAAGAAAACUUUUGGUGGAGAAAUCUAUGGAAGGGGGCUGUUUUGCCCACAAGACAGCCGUAGGAGCAGGAGCUCUUGUCAUGUACCUCCGUUACCUCAUCGACCCCGGACCUCUGGACCUCAACUCCUCACACCGGGUGCUGCCCGAGAGCUCUCGGUCCCUGCUGGAGAAGGCAGAAGCAAGUCUGGGAGACUCCCAGAAGGUGAAGAAGGAGGGCUUGAUCCCUGUGAAGCAGAAGCUAAAUGCAGAGGACCUGGCCCUGAAUCAGAUGGCUCCAGCCCUGGAAGACAGGGAGGGGGAUGAUGGGUUCGGAGAUGGGGGGGAUGCAGGGGAACAGUCGGAGGAGUAUGAGGGGGACGAGGACGAGGAUGAAGAAGAAGAUGGGGACGAGGGUGUGGAUGAUGAAGCAUAUGAGGAUAAAGACAUGUAUCCCGAUAAAGAGGAGAACAUUCGUGAUAGGAAGAUUGUUCAUUUUGGUGCUGAAAGGAAGGAUGAGUUGAAUGAUGUGGAAAGAUUCGGGAAAGAUGAUGCUGGUGGGUUGGUUGAUAACCUGGAUAUGGACCAGCCAUUAAAGGGGGAUAACCCUCAGGGAAAUGCUGAUGAUGCGGAAUAUACCUAUUACGAUGAACCAGAAAAAGAAGAGAAAAGUGUUCAACAGUCAAAUUUUAAGAAAGACACACAUGUUGUGAAAAGUCACCAUAGGAAUAAAAGUCAUAAUCCACAUGAAAGCAGACGUUUGGUCCGUGAUCCGAAGGGCCAGGACCCAGUAGGAAAGACAAUGUUCAUAGUAUUUUCUGUUUGCUUUCUGUUUUUGUUUUUCUUAAUGUACAGAUUUAUAAAGAAACGCAGGAUACAUAUUCGCUACCAUCCAAGGACAAUCUUCAGCUUGUGAGUUGUGUGUGAUGUUGCUUCAUGAUGCUGUUUUUUCUGUUGCUGCUAUCAACCCUAUACUGCUGUUGGCCUAUCAUCAACGGCCUCACCUAUAUUGUAGAUGACUUUGCCCGAAGUAAGUGUAUGAAAUAAGCCAAAAAUCCAGCCAGACAUCAGGGCUGGUAACUUCAAAAUGUCACCAGCCCAAAAUGGAUUUAACCAGACCAAAU
Molecule: messenger RNA, 2531 nt
Organism: Haliotis rubra (blacklip abalone)
Lineage: Eukaryota; Metazoa; Mollusca; Gastropoda; Lepetellida; Haliotidae
Exons: 6
Coding region: 2-2323 (773 amino acids)
Cellular component (GO): cytosol; membrane
Source: RefSeq, a predicted model, not a curated record